This is a messenger RNA of Solanum tuberosum (potato), 896 nucleotides long. RefSeq names its product E3 ubiquitin-protein ligase RMA1H1-like. Gene Ontology annotation, biological process: ubiquitin-dependent protein catabolic process. Gene Ontology annotation, molecular function: ubiquitin protein ligase activity; metal ion binding. Lineage: Eukaryota; Viridiplantae; Streptophyta; Magnoliopsida; Solanales; Solanaceae. Gene Ontology annotation, cellular component: endoplasmic reticulum. The record is from RefSeq and is a predicted model, not a curated record. The transcript has 2 exons. The coding region runs from base 184 to 768 and encodes 194 amino acids.
CCCUCCAUUCUUUUGGGGGACUUUAUAUCAAUCAACAUGAGAUUAAAGUGUUUUUUCUUUUGAGUGGGAUAUUCUGAUGUUUGUAUCCAGUUGAGGCAUUAGCAAUCAAGAAGCAUGAAAUGGUCCUAGAUCUUCAUUUGCAACAAGCAAAUAGAAGAAGGUACCCCCUUAGAGAAGUCGAAGAUGUUUGAUGAUGAACGUGAAGGCGGCGGCUAUCUCUCUCGUGGUUUUGAGUGUAACAUUUGCCUGGAUCUUGCAAAUGAUCCAGUGGUUACCUUAUGUGGUCACUUGUAUUGCUGGCCUUGCAUCUACAAAUGGAUCCACUUACAUAGCAUCCCUUCCGAAAAUUCAUCUCAACGCCACCCACAAUGCCCUGUUUGCAAGGCUGAUGUUUCAGAAAGAAGCAUGGUUCCACUCUAUGGCCGCGACCAAGCUACAAAAACAUCUGAAGAUGAAGUUCAAGCUAAUGGUAUGGUCAUACCAGAAAGACCUGGGAUUCACACUAUUGAUUCACAUCCACCUCAACAACUCCAUCAUCAGUCAAAUACAACCAGGAUUGGUGGCACGACAACAAAUAUGAUUGGGGAAACAGCACGCGUUUCUGGAAACUCGUCACCAACAUUGUAUCCAUAUCCAAACGCGCAUCAUCUAGUAGGCAGCACUAGUUUGAGAAUGAGAAGGCAACAAUUGCAAGCUGAUGAUAAAUCACUUCGCAGAGUACAUUUUUUUCUCAUCUGUUGCGUACUGUUAUGUCUUAUCUUGUUAUGAUAAAGACUUUUUUUUCUGCUGUAAGAAAUAUGAAUAAUGUACUACACGAAUUUGGCUCAAUGUCAUAUAUUACUUGUAUCUUGAUCUUCAAUAAGGAAGACUCUCUACUCAUGACUUGAAAUAUAAAA